CACUUUUUCAACAUGGACCACGAACUCGUGUACUGGAAUUUCUUUCUCGAUUUCGGUCCCUUGAAUCUAGGGCAAUUCUCGCGUUUCGCCCUAAAAUUACAAGACAAGUUACACAAAUUCCCCGUCGUGUGCUUUUAUUCCAACACGGUACCCGCCAAACGCGCCAACGCCAUCUUUUUGAUUUGUGCUUGGCAAAUUGUGUACCUGCAUCGAUCUCCGGAACAGGCCUUUUGCGGAAUCUUGACGAUUGGUCCGUUACCACCCUUUCACGACGCUUCACCAGUGGCAUGCACGUAUGAUCUCACCGUCAUGGAUUGUUUGCGUGGCAUGCACAAAGCCCGAUCCUUGGGAUUUUACGACGAGAAAUCUUUCGACGUGGAAGAAUACGAACAUUUUGAGCAAGUUGAAAAUGGCGAUUUAAAUUGGAUCGUCAAAGAUAAAAUUUUGGCCUUUGCGGGGCCAUCGUUCGAACGCCACGUGUCGCCGGAAGGCUACUGUACACUUGCCCCGGCCGAUUACAUUCCAUAUUUUCAACGGAAGAAAGUUGAGCUCGUCGUCCGACUCAAUAAGAAACUAUAUCACGAACAAGACUUUGAGCAAGCGGGUAUUCGCCAUAUGGAGGCUUUCUUCAUUGAUGGUUCCUGCCCGCCCAUGAGGAUAUUGCAACAAGUUCUAGACGGGUUUGAAUCGGUACCGACCGGUAAGGCAUUUGCGGUACACUGCAAAGCUGGGUUGGGGCGGACGGGUACAUGUAUUGGUGCCUACCUAAUGAAGCACUAUCGUUUCACCGCUGCCGAAGCUAUUGGCUGGAUGCGUAUUUGCCGACCGGGGUGUGUCAUUGGACCACAGCAGCACUUUUUGAAACAAAUUGAAUCUCGAAUGUGGCAAGAAGGC
This is a messenger RNA of Phaeodactylum tricornutum CCAP 1055/1, 894 nucleotides long. RefSeq lists its product with no specific name. Lineage: Eukaryota; Bacillariophyta; Bacillariophyceae; Surirellales; Neidiaceae. The annotation marks the transcript as partial. Gene Ontology annotation, biological process: microtubule cytoskeleton organization; positive regulation of cytokinesis; regulation of exit from mitosis. Gene Ontology annotation, molecular function: protein tyrosine/serine/threonine phosphatase activity. The record is from RefSeq and is a predicted model, not a curated record. The transcript has 3 exons.